CAUCAUCCCGACCAGAAAGUGCUCGAAGUACCACGGCCAACAAUCCCUCUGUUCUAGAAACCCGCCUGUGCACUCCCCCAGCUCCAAUUCCAACCCCCAUCAACUAUACAAGCUGAACAAACACCAUGGGUCGCCCAGACGGACCCCGCGACCCCAUCGCCGGCCCCGAAACACCACAACCACCCUUUCCAAUAAAGCUCCGAGGACCUGUAGUAAAAGGCUUCGGACGCGGAAGCAAAGAACUAGGUAUCCCCACCGCCAACAUCCCGCUCUCAGGCCUGAGCAUAGGCGGGCACGACGAGUUAGAAUCCGGCAUAUACUAUGGCUGGUGCACCCUGGACACAACCACAAUCCCCACCACCACAACCCCCUCCAGCGUCCCCAGCGCGACAGAUGACACCUCAGUCCCCACCCAAUCGUCAUCUCACGCCGUCCUCGACCUCGAAUACUCUUCAGAACCGCCCACGCCCUCCACCAUCUACCCCACCGUCCUCUCCAUCGGCUACAACCCAUACUACAAGAACAGCCAGCGCAGUAUCGAAAUCCACAUUCUGCAUAACUUCAAAGAAGACUUUUAUGGGGCGCAGCUCAGUCUGAUGAUAUUGGGGUUUAUACGGCCGGAGUACGAUUAUGUGAGUAAGGAGGCGUUGGUGGAGGAUAUUAGGGAGGAUAUUCGGGUGGCGCAGAGGAGUUUGGGGAGGGAGGGGUAUGAGGUUUGGAAGAGGGAUGAGUGGUUGAGGGGAGGGGAGGAUGUCAAGGUGAAUUGGAAUCAGGAGGGGCAGAAGGAUGGGAUGGGGGUUGCGCAGAUGAUUAAUUAGGGGUAGUGAGUGAUGGUGUUCGAGUUGAAACAGGGUUUAGGCAUGUGCGUAGCGAUGGAUGGUGG
This is a messenger RNA of Alternaria rosae, 883 nucleotides long. Its product is annotated as riboflavin kinase. The record is from RefSeq and is a predicted model, not a curated record. The transcript is spliced from 2 exons. Gene Ontology annotation, biological process: FMN biosynthetic process; riboflavin biosynthetic process. Gene Ontology annotation, molecular function: riboflavin kinase activity. The coding region runs from base 126 to 818 and encodes 230 amino acids. Lineage: Eukaryota; Fungi; Ascomycota; Dothideomycetes; Pleosporales; Pleosporaceae. Gene Ontology annotation, cellular component: mitochondrion.